Molecule: messenger RNA, 1626 nt
Organism: Postia placenta MAD-698-R-SB12
Lineage: Eukaryota; Fungi; Basidiomycota; Agaricomycetes; Polyporales; Adustoporiaceae
Product: glycoside hydrolase family 13 protein
Exons: 12
Coding region: 1-1626 (541 amino acids)
Biological process (GO): carbohydrate catabolic process
Molecular function (GO): alpha-amylase activity; calcium ion binding
Source: RefSeq, a predicted model, not a curated record
AUGCAACGUCUUGUGCGUAUCAUAUGGGCUUUCUAUGUACCCUGGAUAGUCGGGGCAGCGACGGCUGAGCAAUGGCGAAGUCGGUCUAUAUACCAAAUAAUCACGGAUCGAUACGCGCUACCUUCAAACGCAGAGUCAACCAAGUGCAACACGGGAAACCAGACGUGGUGUGGUGGGACCUGGAAUGCGAUCCGCGAAAACCUCGACUAUGUCCAAAAUGCAGGGUUCACGGCGAUCUGGAUCAGUCCUGUCUCGCAAAACUACGAAGGUCCACGCACGGCCUAUGGAGAUGCCUACCACGGGUACUGGAUUGCCGACGCCACGAAACUGAACGACAGAUUUGGCUCUGCUGACGACCUGAAAGCGCUCUCUGCGGAACUUCAUAAGCGGGGAAUGUACCUCAUGGUCGAUGUAGUAGUCAACAACGUCAUGGCCACUUCGACUACGCCAGACCUGUCGCCGUACAUGUUCAAGGAGCAGUCCCAAUAUCACCCGUAUUGUCCGAUUCAAUGGGGAAACACCACAAGCGAACAGGACUGCUGGCUAGGCGAUACUAAUGUUACGCUUCCAGAUUUAGACACUCAAAACCCGAGUGUUGUGUCCGGCUACAGCCUUUGGAUCAAAGAGCUCGUGGAGGAGUAUCAAAUAGAUGGCUUGCGAAUUGAUGGUGAACACUUCAUGACAAGAAUUCCUAGACAUGUCAAUACCGACUUCUGGCCGAUAUUCUGCGGAGCCGCAGGCGUCUUUUGUAUAGGCGAAGUGUUCGAUGGAAAUAUAACACAAGCUGCCCAGUACCAGGGCCCGAAUGCUCUGGACUCUAUUCUGAACUAUCCCAUGUACGGUGUUCUUGUGGAUGCCUUCGCUAUCCCCGGUGCACGAAACGUUUCCGCCGUCGCCGAUACAAUUGCGCAGUCCAGAAAGCUGUUCAAGGAUCCUGGCCUACUCGGGAAUUUCCUGGAGGACCAAGACGUCCCCCGCUGGGCCAAUUUCUCCGUUGAUCCACAGACACUGUACAACGCCAUGGUCUUCACUUUCAUGUCAGACGGCAUUCCUAUCGUCUAUUACGGCCAAGAACAAGGGUUCAAUGGUAGUGGUGACCCUUGGAAUAGGGAACCUCUCUGGCCAUCCGGAUACGCCAAUUCGUCAAUCUACCAAUUAGUGACCAGUCUCAACAAGUUCCGGAAUUUCUUGAUUGCAGGGAAUACUGGCUGGCUCCAUUCUCCAGCUCAGGUCUUGACAACGAGCCCAUAUGGUUUGGGGCUGAUGAAGGGGGACGUAGUAUCGAUCCUGACCACGAUCGGCUCACCGCCCCAAAACGUCAGUCUAGCAGUCUACACACCAUUCCGGGAAGAGAGUGCGACGACCGACAUACUGACUUGCAAGCAGUAUGCGGUCGGUAGCAAUGGCACUAUUGUUGUGUCAUACGAGAAGGGAGGAAGGCCUACCAUACUCAUACCGGAUAAGCUGCUGGCGAAUUCUGGAUUCUGCGGAUACGAGCCACAGGUGGCAGUUUUCACCGGGAAUGCAGCCUUAUCGGGUGCUGUUGGUCGGUCCAUGAGGUCCGGGAUAACAACUGAGUUUGCAUUGUUAUUCUUAAUAGGAAUUUGUACAUUCCUCGCGAUGUAA